CGAGCCUAAUCCAUUCGAACAACCUGGUAACUUAAGUUGAAGUCUUAAACUAGAACAUGUUACAGACCUACGCUUGGUGUCUGGAGUUUGGACCGCAAAUCUUGCAGUUGCAAAGCACAAAACCUCCCUUCUCCUCUAAUUUCCUAACUCUGCUGCUCUCCCUUCUAUUUCUUCCCUCCUUAAGACUUCUCAAUUUUCUCCACGCUUGCCUCGCACUUUCUUUCGCUUUCUUCUCUUGAAAUUCCUCUCUUUCCUCAAUAUGCACCAAGCAUCUGCUUCACUUGCCUAAUUUUGCGACUGCGCUUCGUUUGCAGUGUACUUGAGAGUGUGGAACAAUAAAUUGCCAUGUAUGCAAGGAGAAUAAAGGGUAGGAAUCAAAUAUGGGGUUCCCUGUUUCAGUCUUCAAAAUAUUUAUUUAGGCCAAACUGCCUUGUUCAUGCUUGUGCUCGAUCUUUGAGCCAUACUGCUGCAUUGACAAACCCAUCACCUCGCAGUCAUAGAAUAGGAAGAUAUUUGUUAGAAUCAUUUUUGUCUUCAGCUGUUGCUCCUGGAAACUGUCAUACAGGUUUCCAUGUGAGGUCCAGUAUUGGUUUGAGAAGUACUCAAUUGCGUGCCUACAGUUCUGAGGGUGAUGGAAGGAAUGCAAGUGAGAAUAAUCAGAAACCUGUUACUGAUGGUGCUAACUUGGAUAAGGGAGAGAAGGGAAAGACAUGGCCUGAGAAAGUCAGUGAAGAUGUGAAACACUGUGAUGCCCAUGCUCGACUUGGGGAACAAGAACAAAAGGAAUGGCUACAUAAUGAGAAACUAACCAUUGAGAAUAAAAAGAAAGAAUCGCCAUUUUUGACUAGACGUGAAAGGUUCAAAAAUGAGUUCUCGCGGAGGGUUGUUCCAUGGGAGAAAAUAAACAUUUCUUGGGAGACAUUUCCUUACCACAUUCAUGAGUACACCAAAAAUCUUUUGGUUGAAUGUGUUGCUUCGCAUUUGAAACAUAAGAAGUUUGCUGCUUCGUUUGGUGGUCGUCUGUCCUCUUCUAGUGGGAGAAUAUUGCUUCGAAGUGUACCAGGCACUGAGCUUUAUCGGGAGAGAUUAGUUAGAGCACUUGCACAAGAUUUACGAGUUCCACUCUUGGUGCUUGACAGCAACAUUCUUGCUCCUUAUGAUUUUGGUGAUGAUUACUCAUCAGAUGAAGAUAACGUGGAAUCCUGUGAGGAUUGUACUUCAGAGUCAGAGAUUGAGGAUGAAAAUGACACUAGUAAUGAAGAUGACUGCACAAGCAAUAAUGAGGCCAAAUCAGAUUGUAGUGAUGCUGAUGCUGAUGCAGAGGUUACUGCUGAGAAAGCUCUUAAGAAGCUUGUUCCUUACAACCUCGAAGAUUUCGAGAAGACAUUUGCUGGAGAAGUUGAGACUUCUUCUGAGUCCCCAAAGUCUGACGGUGGUGAGGCUUCUGAUCGAUUGAAACAGCCACUGAAGAAAGGGGAUCGAGUGAAAUACACUGGGCCUUCUAUGCGGAUUGAAGCUGAUGACAGGCCUUUAACCAGUGGGCAACGUGGGGAGGUAUAUGAGGUGAAUGGAGACCGAGUUGCAGUUAUUUUGGAUGUUGGCGAUGAUAGUAAAGUGAAUGAAGGAGAGAAGGAUGGAAAAGUGGCAGAGCAGUCUACAAAACCACCAAUUUAUUGGAUAGAUGUGAAGAACAUUGAGCAGGAUUUGGAUACCCAGGCAGAGGAUUGCUAUAUCGCAAUGGAGGCAUUAUGUGAGGUUUUGAACUCCAUGCAACCUCUUAUUGUCUAUUUCCCAGAUUCUUCUCAGUGGUUGUCCAGGGCAGCUCCCAGGUCUAAUCGUAAGGAGUUUGUCCGUAAGGUGCAGGAGAUGUUUGACCAAUUAUCAGGCCCAGUAGUUUUGAUUUGUGGCCAGAACAAAGUUGAAACUGGGUCCAAGGAAAAAGAAAAAUUUACAAUGAUACUCCCAAAUUUUGGUCGGCUUGCUAAGCUGCCUCUCCCCCUUAGGCGCCUUACUGAGGGACUUAAAGCAACAAAGAGAUCUGAUGAUAAUGAAAUUUAUAAGCUCUUCACCAAUGUUUUAUCUAUAUAUCCACCCAAGGAGGAAGAUCUCCUCAGAACAUUUAAUAAGCAGGUUGAAGAGGACAGAAGAAUUGUAAUAUAUAGAAGUAAUUUAAAUGAAUUACAUAAGGUUCUUGAGGAAAAUGAGCUGUCAUGUGUUGAUCUGUUGCAUGUAAACACCGAUGGUGUGAUACUGACAAAGCAGAAAGCUGAGAAAGUUGUUGGUUGGGCAAAAAAUCAUUACUUGUCAUCUUGUGAGCUUCCUUCCAUAAAAGGGGAGCGACUGUUCCUGCCUCGUGAAAGCCUUGAGAUUUCUAUUUCGAGGUUGAAGGAGCAAGAAACUGCAAAUAGAAAGCCUGCCCAGAACUUGAAGAGCCUUGCAAAGGAUGAGUAUGAGAGUAAUUUUGUCUCAGCUGUGGUACCUCCCAGUGAAAUUGGUGUGAAAUUUGAUGAUGUUGGUGCUCUCGAAGAUGUGAAAAAGGCCUUGAAUGAACUUGUCAUUCUUCCAAUGAGGAGACCUGAGCUCUUUUCUCGUGGAAAUUUGUUAAGGCCAUGCAAAGGAAUAUUACUUUUUGGACCUCCUGGAACUGGUAAAACCCUCAUUGCGAAGGCACUUGCUACAGAAGCAGGAGCAAACUUUAUCAGCAUAACUGGCUCGACUCUUACUUCAAAGUGGUUUGGUGAUGCCGAAAAGCUUACCAAGGCUCUCUUCUCUUUUGCCAGCAAGCUGGCACCUGUAAUAAUAUUUGUUGAUGAGGUUGACAGUUUGCUUGGUGCUCGAGGUGGUGCAUUUGAGCAUGAGGCAACUAGAAGAAUGAGAAAUGAGUUCAUGUCUGCAUGGGAUGGAUUGAGGUCCAAAGAAAGCCAGAAGAUCCUUAUCCUUGGUGCUACAAAUCGUCCGUUUGAUCUUGAUGAUGCAGUCAUUCGCCGCUUACCUAGGAGGAUAUAUGUGGACCUACCAGAUGAAAAAAAUCGUAUGAAGAUUUUAAGCAUUUUUCUUGCACAAGAAAAUUUGGAACCUAAUUUACAAUUGCAGGAACUUGCACACGCAACCGAGGGAUAUUCUGGCAGUGAUUUGAAGAACCUCUGUAUUGCUGCAGCAUAUAUACCUGUUCAAGAACUUUUAGAGGAAGAAAGGAAGAUGGGCAAAAAUGAUGUAUCUCCGGUACUGAGGCCUCUUACUUUGGAGGAUUUUAUUAAAUCAAAAACUAAGGUUGGUCCAUCUGUUGCAUAUGAUGCUGCGAGCAUGAAUGAGUUGAGAAAAUGGAAUGAACAGUAUGGAGAAGGCGGGAGCAGGAGAAAAUCACCUUUUGGUUUCUGAAGCUAAUAUAUAGCAUUGUUGGCCUACGACUUUAUUUGUUAUUAAAAGAAGCUCCAGGUCUAAUCUCAGAAAGAGAGGUGGGAUUUUCAUCCUUAUUGAAUGGAUGAGAAAGAGUGGUUGAGAGCAAUUGUAUGAUGUUUCAUGCAAUCUUUAGGUGUAUUGGAGUAAAAAUUUUUAAUCACAAUGUAUAUUAUGAGUAAAUUCCAUUUUCCA
This is a messenger RNA of Mangifera indica (mango), 3591 nucleotides long. RefSeq lists its product as uncharacterized. Gene Ontology annotation, cellular component: mitochondrial outer membrane. NCBI's taxonomy places the organism in Eukaryota, Viridiplantae, Streptophyta, Magnoliopsida, Sapindales, Anacardiaceae. The transcript has 24 exons. Bases 346 to 3378 code for a protein of 1010 amino acids. The record is from RefSeq and is a predicted model, not a curated record. Gene Ontology annotation, molecular function: ATP hydrolysis activity; ATP binding.